Messenger RNA from Penicillium cataractarum, 1983 nucleotides. Its product is annotated as DNA-directed DNA polymerase eta. Gene Ontology annotation, molecular function: DNA-directed DNA polymerase activity; damaged DNA binding. Gene Ontology annotation, cellular component: replication fork; nucleus; site of double-strand break. The coding region runs from base 1 to 1983 and encodes 660 amino acids. Lineage: Eukaryota; Fungi; Ascomycota; Eurotiomycetes; Eurotiales; Aspergillaceae. Gene Ontology annotation, biological process: response to radiation; error-prone translesion synthesis. The transcript has a single exon. The record is from RefSeq and is a predicted model, not a curated record.
AUGUCGUCUGAAGACCCGCCCGAUGCGUCGCCCGAUGCCGUGAAACGCUCCCGCUACACCCAUCGCCAACUCCAACUACUACGCCAGGGCUCGACAGCCACCCCGCUCCGCGCAAUUGCGCACAUCGAUCUCGAUGCCUUUUACGCACAAUGUGAGAUGGUGCGUCUGGGGACGCCCCGCGAUACACCGCUCGCGGUGCGCCAAUGGGAUUCAUUGAUUGCUGUCAAUUACGCCGCGCGGCCAUUUGGAAUAUCCCGGAUGAUAAAUGCGGCCGAAGCUCGCAAAAUUUGCCCCAAUAUUGUCCUGCAGCAUGUAGCGACUUUCCGAGAAGGAGAGGGUGGUCGGUGGGCGUACCGCGACGACGCGUUUAUGAAUAUCAAGACCGAUAAGGUUUCGCUUGAUCCGUAUCGGGCGGAGUCGAGGAAGAUCCUUAAGACAAUGAAGGAGGCCUUGGAGAAAUGGUGUACAAAUGAAUCGGAUGGUGAAAUCCACCGCCUCACACACGGUCUUUCUGCAGCCCUGGAAAAGGCCAGUAUAGACGAAGUCUUUAUUGACUUGUCACCCAUCGUCUACAGCGUCUUGCUCCAGAGAUAUCCGGAACUACGGCUAGGUUUGCAGGAUGGGGACCGUGACGCGGAGCUUCCUCCUCCGCCGACCACUGCGGUGCAAUGGCAUACCGAAGAUUGCCUGAUAGACCUCGAUCUACAUGAACGGGAGGAAGAUGACCCGGACUGGGACGACAUUGUCAUGCUCAUUGGUGCAGAGAUCGUCCGAUCUGUACGCCGUGCAGUCUGGGAUAAUCUCAACUACACCUGCUCCGCGGGCCUUGCCCGAAACAAAAUGCUCGCCAAACUGGGCAGUGCCUGCAACAAACCUGAUAAGCAGACCGUAGUGCGGAAUCGUGCGGUCCAGCACUUCCUGGGUGGCUACAAAUUCACCCAGAUCCGAAUGUUGGGUGGCAAGCUCGGAGAUCAAAUCACAUCUUACUUUGGGACAGAGAAAGUGAGCGACCUGCUCAACGUGACUCUCGAGCAAUUCCGUGCCAAAUUGGAUGAUCACACCGCGUCAUGGUUGUACGGGAUUAUCCGAGGUGACGACCGAUCCGAGGUCAAUCCUCGAACGCAGAUCAAGUCAAUGCUUUCGGCCAAGUCUUUCCGACCGAGUAUCAGUUCGUUGGAUCAAGCCGAGAAAUGGCUGCAUAUCUUUGCGGCAGAUAUCUACGGUCGUCUUGUGGAGGAUGGCGUGCUUGAGAAUAGACGUCGUCCGAGAGUGAUUACUCUACAUCACCGGACUGCACAGACUCGAUCUCGUCAGAUUCCUAUUCCCGCGGCAAAUGCUAUCGAUGAGACUCUGCUCUUCGAAUUGGCGAGGACGUUGAUGCGGCAGGUCAUGGCAGAUGGACAGCCCUGGCCUUGUUCCAACCUAUCCCUGAGCGUGAGUAGUUUCGAGGACGGGGUCAGCAAGAACAAGGCAAUUGAAGGAUUCCUGCUUCGGGGUGACCAGGCCAAGUCUUUGAACCAUGGAUCUCGCCCUCGAGAUUCCGAAACCCCUGCAAAUGAACAACUGCCACCGGAGAAGAAACGAAAAGUCGACGACAGCGGUAUCAAGCGCUUCUUCACGCAACCACCCCAGGAUGAUAAGCCUUUGGCUGACCAGGGAAAUCCUCAGCCCAGGGAAGAUCAUGAUACCCCUUCUCUCCCCGUGGGAGUCUCCGAAACAGAGGUGGAUGACCAUGUAAUGCCACACUAUAAUUGUGACCGAUGUUCCCGGUCCAUUCCUGAACUCGAACGAGAAGAGCACGAUGAUUGGCAUUUCGCCAAGGACCUGGAAAUCCAAGAGCGUCAAGAGGCGAGGGAUGCGCAGCAACAAUCGCGUCCAGCGCCGAGCUCGAGUACACCUCGUGGUUCGGGUACUCGGGGCCGAGGAGGUCGGGGUGGUCGAGGCAAGCCCGAGAGAGGUCAAAUGCGAUUGGCUUUUCAGUGA